CCCAUAGUUGAUGGCGAGCUUGUGUGGAAAAGUCUAUGUUUUUUUAGCUGUUUAUUUAAGUAUACAAGCUGUUUGUUACAUAGUUUUUUUUAUUUUAUUUUUAAUCAGAGUAGUUUAUUUGGCUAAUUGAAUUUGAAGAGCAUAGAACCAAUUGGUGUUCCUUGUUAUCACAGUAGGUAGGUUGAUUGGUGCAGAUUUCGCUCAUGGUGUUCUUGACCAGAGAAAUCAAGAAAGAUGCCCAUUUCUCAGAACCUGUUGGUGCUGGUCUUCUGUGCUCAACUCAGUGUGUUGUGUGUGAUGGGUGGGCUUGAUCACCAGUGUGGUGUGAUUGAACCUGUUCCUUCAGCAGUGGAACUUCACACUGAGUUCACAGCUACCUGUGUCCUGUUUGAAUCCUGUAUUCGUCAACAUAAGGCUAAUGCUGACCACAUGUACUGGAAAUUUCAACAGCACAGAGUUCCAAAGGACCAGUAUACAAAGAUAAACGAUACAGCUAUCCGCAUCACUGUCAACAUCACUGAUGAAUUACGCAGUCCCUUAACUUGUAAUAUCAUGUCACGUGGACAGCUGGAACACAAUAUCUAUGGAAUUUUUUUAAAAAAAGGAUUUCCCCCUGAAAAGCCUCAGAAUCUGACCUGCAUUGUGCACCAGGCUGGUAAAAGCCUCUCUGAUACUCUGCUGUGUACCUGGAAUCCUGGAAGAGAAUCACACUUGGACACACGAUAUACACUCAAAGCACAGACGAUUACUAAUGCUUCUGAAAAUAUAUCCAGAAUUGACGAAGGCGAAUUAAAAAUGACAACCAUGCCUGUUUUUGUCAACAUGAGGAUCUGGGUUGAAGCAGAGAACCAACUUGGAAAAAGCACAUCAGAACAACUUCAUUUGGAUCCAGUAGACAUUGUGAAACCGAGUCCUCCGGAGAUUGACAAGAUUAGUUCUGAAAAGGAGUUUCCCAACUCGUUGGUGGUGUCCUGGAAUCUCACUUUAAAUCCGCGUCUCUUUAAAUUGAAGUACAACAUUCGCUACAGGAGUGCCAGCAAUUCAGAAUGGACGGAGGUUCCACUGAGUGAAACAGGAAGCAGCAUUAAGUCAUUUAGACUUCAAGACCUUAAGCCCUAUACAGAGUAUAGAGUAUCUGUCCGGUGCAUCAAAGAAGAUGGUUUAGGCUACUGGAGUGACUGGAGUAAAGAAAAGAGUGCAAUCACGCCCGAAGCCAAACCUUCUGGAAGACCAGAUCUCUGGAGAGUUAUUGGCCCUUCUGAUUCUGACAGAAAUCGACGUAUAACACUGAUAUGGAAGGAACUAGAUCCCUCUUUUGCAAACGGAAAAAUAUUGGGAUAUGAAGUGCAGGUUGAAGCAAGACACUAUCCUGCAGCAAAACGCUUCACAGUUAAUGGAACAAGUGCAGACUGCACGUUAACAGAAGGAGCAACCUAUCGUAUAACUGUCGCUGCCUUUAAUGCAAAAGGACAAUCUCCUGGUGCAGUGUUGAUUAUUCCGGCAGACAGUCAAAAAGAUCUUCCUUCAGCUGAAGAUUUGAAGGCAUUUCCACAAGAUGGCAAGUUGUGGGUAGAAUGGAAGGCCCCUCGUAAGAUCACAACGGAAUAUGUUAUUGAGUGGUGCGCAAUGAUGGAGGAAGGGGGAGGGUGUUCCACUGAAUCCAUUGAAUGGCAGCGUGUAUCAGCAUUGUCUAUUAAUACAGUCCUAAAAGGCGAUAUUAAACCUCUGAAGUGCUACAAAAUAUCAGUGUUUCCGAUUUAUUCUGGACUUCCUGGUGCUUGUCGUUCAGUUGAAGAAUAUCUGGAACAAGGAUCUCCUACAAUUGGUCCUACUGUUCGAACAAGAAAAAAAGAAAGAAAUGGAGCUUUGUUGGAAUGGAAUUUGAUUCCAUUUAUGUCUCGAAAUGGAUUCAUAAGAAAUUACACAAUAUUUUACCAGGCUGAAGGUGGGGUUGAAGCAUCAAUAACAGUUGAUUACACAAACCGUCAAUAUACUUUAACUUCACUCGGCACUAGUACUAUGUAUGCUGUGCACGUAAGUGCAAAUACUGAUGCAGGGAGCAAAAACGGAUCUGAAUUUACAUUUACAACUCUGAAGUUCGCACCCGGGGAAAUUGAAGCUAUCGUUGUGCCAGUUUGCUUGGGCUUCCUGAUCAUUGCUGUGGUGACAAUGCUGUUCUGCUUUAACAAGCGUGACCUGAUUAAGAAACACAUUUGGCCACAGGUGCCUGAUCCUGGGAACAGUCGUAUUGCAAACUGGUCACCUGAUAGUCCAAUUCGGCAUAACUUUAGUCCAAAAGAACAGGUUUGCCCAGAAGGUAUUAUUACUGACUUCAGUGUAAUAAAUAUAGAAAAUGACAACAUUGACGAUUACAACAAGGCAUCAGAUUCCCUGAAGAAGGGAAAGUAUACAUCGGAGGAGCACAGCAGUGGGAUUGGAGGCUCUUCGUGCAUGUCAUCACCCCGACAGAGCGUCUCGGACAGCGACGAGGCUGAUUCGGCACAAACCACUUCCAGCACGGUGCAGUAUUCCUCAGUGGUGGCGACUGGCUACAGGGGACAGUUACCAUCGGCACCCGUGUUCGCAAGAUCAGAGUCGACCCAGCCACUGCUCGACUGCGAGGAAAGGCCGGAAGAUCAGCACCUGUAUGGAAACUUAAACGGUUUUAGUAGAGGACAGCCACAAAACAGAGAGCAAGUGGUGAGGCGUCCUAGCAGACUGUACUUCAAAAGACCCAGAAUGAUAAAUGAAGAUGCAGACCCAAGCUGUGAUUCUUUGGGGUUUUGCCCAGUCGAUGAGGUAACUCUGCAGGACUCUGCGGCUACAGGUUCUUCACAGCCUGACAGUGAAAGACAAACUGUCCCCAGGAAUGGUAUUAACGCCAGCCUGGAAAGAAACGAGACAAAAAGCUACGUGCCACAGCAGAAUGGUUACAGGGCACAGUGAAAAAAAAAGGCCAUUGUUUCUUUUAUCUAGUCCGGAGUGCCUCUGUUUAAGAAACAAAACACACAGAAAAAAAGCUAAAUGAACCCUUGGGGUGGCAGGGGGCUUUGCAUAUAAACCAAUAGGACUGUACUGGUGCAUUGAUGGAAACAGUGUUCAGAAUUUGACAUCAGGUUCCAUUCAAUAGAUCUAAAUAAGGAGUGGAUCCCAAUAAGGCCACUUUUUACAGUAUGUUACAUAAACAUAUUAGGGGAUGUGCUAGAAAAUCAAUAGGUAACACUUGUUCUUUGUUAAUGGCCAGGGCACCUAUAAGCCCAACAAAACUGCAAUUAUAAAAACAAAAAAUAACUAACUUUUUUGUUCUUGGUUAUCCAACAUUUACAGUAUAUUUACAGUAUAUUUUUAGCUUUGAGCUUAUUAAGAAAAACUGAGUAGGUGGGGAAAGCUAUAUAGAGCUAUAUAGAUAUUCACUGGAUCACACCGACAGUAAGAAUUUUGUUCUAACUGACAAUGAACAUUGAAGUGUUUUAUGGGUAGCCUGUAAUAGGAGUGAACUGAUUGUAUUGUAAGCUAUUUUGAUCAGCCUCAAAAUAUUGACCAGUUUUAUGUUGUCUUUAUGUAUAUUUUCAAAUUUUAAUGUAAAAUGCUUCACUCACAGCUUUUAGGCGUUGCGCCAACACUAAUCUUACCAGUGGCGGCUGGUACACAAGCACUGGGGGGGAUUUUAAAACUUUUUUUUCACAGAUUGUGCAAUGUAUCUAAUUUUAGAAUCUCUUUUAAAGGGAUAACAUUUACAAUAAUAUUGAACAUUUAAACAAAGUUGUUUCUUUUAGUAUUCAGUAUUAUUAGCAUUACAGAAAUGGGGAUUUUAAAUAUGAUUUUUAACAUGAUUGUCAGCUUUAACAUCACAAAUUAACAUUGACAGUGAAUUAAAGCAAAAACAGGUUGAUAAAUAAGUUUGGGCACUGUCAGAAUUUUGUGACUUCAGUUUUUAAAAAAUGUAAGUAGGUUUGAUGUAAAUGAACUUAUGUACACCGCAGGUGCAGCGAACAACACAAAAAUGUAAAUAUAGUCCAGGACUUUUCAUUCGGUUUGUGUUCGUGUUGGAGCAAGAAUCACUUUUUAUUGACUUGUAUUGAAAAAAUAGUAUUGUUAACUUUAAAAAUAGGUUGUAUAAGUUUAAAAAAAAAAAAGAAAAUUUCCACUCCAACAAAACAAACCAUUG
Messenger RNA from Polyodon spathula (Mississippi paddlefish), 4168 nucleotides. RefSeq names its product interleukin-6 receptor subunit beta-like. The coding region runs from base 235 to 2946 and encodes 903 amino acids. Gene Ontology annotation, molecular function: cytokine receptor activity; cytokine binding. Gene Ontology annotation, cellular component: CRLF-CLCF1 complex; membrane; external side of plasma membrane. NCBI's taxonomy places the organism in Eukaryota, Metazoa, Chordata, Actinopteri, Acipenseriformes, Polyodontidae. Gene Ontology annotation, biological process: positive regulation of tyrosine phosphorylation of STAT protein; cytokine-mediated signaling pathway. The record is from RefSeq and is a predicted model, not a curated record. The transcript has 17 exons.